AUGUAUGUCAUCAGCACUGAUAAGACUGCAGAGAAUUUUUGUUUGAUCUAUGACACCAAGGAUCACUUUGCCAUUCAUUGUAUUACACCUGAGGAGGCCAAGUAUAAAUUGUGCAAAGUAAGAAAGAUAUUUGUGGGGACAAAAGGAAUCCCUCAUCUGGUAACCCAUGAUGCUCAUACCAUCCGUUACCCUGAUCCCCUCAUCAAGGUGAAUGACACCAUUCAGACUGACUUAGAGACUGGCAAGAUUACUGAUUUCAUCAAAUUUGGCACUGGUAACCUGUGCAUAGUGACUGGAGGUGCUCACCUGGGAAGAAUUGGUGUGAUUACAAACCAGGAGAGACAUCCAGGUUCUUUUGAUUUAGUUCAUGUGAAAGAUGUGAAUGGCAACAGCUUUGCCACACGGCUCUCAAGCAUUUUCGUUAUUGGCAAAGGCAACAAACCGUGGAUCUCUCUUCCCUGUGGAAAGGGUAUUCGCCUUACCAUUGCUGAGGAGAGAGACAAGAGAUUGGCAGCCAAACAGAGCAGUGGAUAAAAUGAUCUCUAUGUGAUGUGA
Molecule: messenger RNA, 555 nt
Organism: Capra hircus (goat)
Lineage: Eukaryota; Metazoa; Chordata; Mammalia; Artiodactyla; Bovidae
Product: 40S ribosomal protein S4, X isoform-like
Exons: 1
Coding region: 1-534 (177 amino acids)
Biological process (GO): translation
Cellular component (GO): cytosolic small ribosomal subunit; ribosome
Molecular function (GO): structural constituent of ribosome; RNA binding
Source: RefSeq, a predicted model, not a curated record